Balaenoptera ricei (Rice's whale) is the source of this 8446-nucleotide messenger RNA. It is a transcript of the gene CACNA1D, whose product is annotated as calcium voltage-gated channel subunit alpha1 D. Gene Ontology annotation, molecular function: high voltage-gated calcium channel activity. The record is from RefSeq and is a predicted model, not a curated record. Bases 161 to 6664 code for a protein of 2167 amino acids. NCBI's taxonomy places the organism in Eukaryota, Metazoa, Chordata, Mammalia, Artiodactyla, Balaenopteridae. Gene Ontology annotation, cellular component: voltage-gated calcium channel complex; membrane. The transcript is spliced from 48 exons. Gene Ontology annotation, biological process: calcium ion import across plasma membrane.
UCCGCGGGCCCCGCCGGGGGGAAGGGGAGAGCACGCCGCGCUUGAAUAAGGGCAGGGAUCGCGGCUCCUACCUAUCGGUCACCCCCUUACCCGUUCCUCCCCCGCCCCAACGCCUAGCACAGUGCCCUGCACACAGUAGGCGCUCAAUAAAUGUUCGUGGAUGAUGAUGAUGAUGAUGAUGAAAAAAAUGCAGCAUCAACGGCAGCAGCAAGCGGACCACGCGAACGAGGCAAACUAUGCAAGAGGCACCAGGCUCCCUCUUUCUGGUGAAGGACCAACUUCUCAGCCGAAUAGCUCCAAGCAAACUGUCCUGUCUUGGCAAGCCGCGAUCGACGCUGCUAGACAGGCCAAGGCUGCCCAAACUAUGAGCACCUCUGCGCCCGCACCUGUAGGAUCUCUCUCCCAAAGAAAACGUCAGCAAUACGCCAAGAGCAAAAAACAGGGUAACUCGUCCAACAGCCGACCUGCCCGCGCCCUUUUCUGUUUGUCACUCAAUAACCCCAUCCGAAGAGCCUGCAUUAGUAUAGUGGAAUGGAAACCAUUUGACAUAUUUAUAUUAUUGGCUAUUUUUGCCAAUUGUGUGGCCUUAGCUAUUUACAUCCCAUUCCCUGAAGAUGAUUCUAAUUCAACAAAUCAUAACUUGGAAAAAGUAGAAUAUGCCUUCCUGAUUAUUUUUACAGUCGAAACAUUUUUGAAGAUUAUAGCGUAUGGAUUAUUGCUACAUCCUAAUGCUUAUGUUAGGAAUGGAUGGAAUUUACUGGAUUUUGUUAUAGUAAUAGUAGGAUUGUUUAGUGUAAUUUUGGAACAAUUAACCAAAGAAACAGAAGGCGGUAACCACUCCAGUGGCAAAUCGGGAGGCUUUGAUGUCAAAGCCCUCCGCGCCUUUCGAGUGUUACGACCACUUCGACUAGUAUCAGGAGUGCCCAGUUUACAAGUUGUCCUGAACUCCAUCAUAAAAGCCAUGGUUCCCCUCCUUCACAUAGCCCUUUUGGUGUUAUUUGUAAUCAUAAUCUAUGCUAUUAUAGGAUUGGAACUUUUUAUUGGAAAAAUGCACAGAACAUGUUUUUUUGCUGACUCAGAUAUCGUAGCUGAGGAGGACCCAGCACCGUGUGCGUUCUCAGGGAAUGGACGCCAGUGUACCGCCAAUGGCACAGAGUGUAGGAGUGGCUGGGUUGGCCCCAAUGGCGGCAUCACCAACUUUGAUAACUUUGCCUUUGCCAUGCUCACCGUGUUUCAGUGCAUCACCAUGGAGGGCUGGACAGACGUGCUCUACUGGGUAAAUGAUGCGAUAGGAUGGGAAUGGCCAUGGGUGUAUUUUGUUAGUCUGAUCAUCCUUGGCUCAUUUUUCGUCCUUAACCUGGUUCUUGGUGUCCUUAGUGGAGAAUUCUCAAAGGAAAGGGAGAAGGCGAAAGCACGGGGAGACUUCCAGAAGCUGCGGGAGAAGCAGCAGCUGGAAGAGGAUCUCAGGGGCUACUUGGAUUGGAUCACCCAAGCAGAAGACAUUGAUCCCGAGAACGAAGAAGAAGGAGGAGAGGAGAGCAAACGAAAUAGGGUCACAGUGGCCGACUUACUAAAAGAGGAUAAGAAGAAAAGGAGGUUUUGCUGCUUUCGCCAACACAGGGCUAAAGAUCACGCCAGCAUGCCCACCAGUGAGACGGAGUCUGUGAACACGGAGAACGUGAGUGGGGAAGGCGAGAACCAAGGCUGCUGUGGGAGCCUCUGUCAAGCCAUCUCAAAAUCCAAGCUCAGCCGCCGCUGGCGCCGCUGGAACCGCUUCAGUCGCAGGAGGUGCAGGGCCGCCGUGAAGUCCGUCACGUUUUACUGGCUGGUGAUUGUCCUGGUGUUUCUCAACACCUUGACCAUUUCCUCCGAGCACUACGACCAGCCCGACUGGUUGACACAGAUUCAAGAUAUCGCCAACAAAGUCCUCUUGGCUCUGUUCACCUGCGAGAUGCUUGUAAAGAUGUACAGCUUGGGUCUCCAGGCAUAUUUCGUCUCUCUUUUCAAUCGGUUUGAUUGCUUCGUGGUGUGUGGAGGAAUUACUGAAACGAUCUUGGUGGAACUGGAAAUCAUGUCUCCUCUGGGCAUCUCUGUGUUUCGCUGUGUUCGGCUCUUGAGAAUUUUCAAAGUGACCAGGCACUGGACCUCCCUGAGCAACUUGGUGGCAUCCUUGUUAAACUCCAUGAAGUCCAUCGCUUCGCUGCUGCUUCUGCUUUUUCUCUUCAUCAUCAUCUUUUCCUUGCUGGGGAUGCAGCUGUUCGGCGGCAAGUUUAAUUUUGACGAAACGCAAACCAAGCGGAGCACCUUUGAUAAUUUCCCUCAAGCGCUUCUAACAGUGUUCCAGAUUCUGACAGGUGAAGACUGGAAUGCUGUGAUGUACGAUGGCAUUAUGGCGUACGGGGGCCCGUCGUCUUCGGGAAUGAUCGUCUGCAUCUACUUCAUCAUCCUCUUCAUUUGCGGUAACUAUAUUCUACUGAAUGUCUUCUUGGCCAUUGCUGUAGACAAUUUGGCUGAUGCUGAAAGUUUGAAUACCGCUCAGAAAGAGGAAGCUGAAGAAAAGGAAAGGAAGAAGAUUGCCAGAAAAGAAAGCCUGGAAAAUAAAAAGAACAACAAACCAGAAGUCAACCAGAUAGCCAACAGUGACAACAAGGUCACCAUCGAUGACUACCGAGAAGAGGAUGAGGACAAGGACCCCUACCCGCCUUGUGAUGUGCCAGUAGGUGAAGAGGAAGAGGAGGAGGAAGAGGAUGAACCCGAGGUUCCUGCUGGCCCCCGUCCUCGCAGAAUCUCUGAGUUGAACAUGAAAGAGAAAAUCACCCCCAUCCCCGAAGGGAGCGCUUUCUUCAUUCUUAGCAAGACCAACCCGAUCCGCGUGGGCUGCCACAAGCUCAUCAACCACCACAUCUUCACCAACCUUAUCCUCGUCUUCAUCAUGCUGAGCAGCGCUGCCCUCGCCGCCGAGGACCCCAUCCGCAGCCACUCCUUCCGGAACACUAUACUGGGUUACUUUGACUAUGCUUUCACAGCCAUCUUUACUGUUGAAAUCCUGUUAAAGAUGACGACUUUUGGAGCUUUCCUCCACAAAGGGGCUUUCUGCAGGAACUACUUCAACUUACUGGAUAUGCUGGUUGUUGGGGUGUCUCUGGUGUCAUUUGGGAUCCAAUCCAGUGCCAUCUCUGUUGUGAAGAUCCUGAGAGUCUUACGGGUCCUGAGACCGCUCAGGGCAAUCAACAGAGCAAAAGGACUUAAGCACGUGGUCCAGUGCGUCUUUGUGGCCAUCCGGACAAUUGGCAACAUCAUGAUCGUCACCACCCUCCUCCAGUUCAUGUUUGCCUGCAUCGGGGUGCAGCUCUUCAAGGGAAAGUUUUACCGAUGCACAGAUGAAGCCAAAAGUAACCCCGAAGAAUGCAGGGGGCUCUUCAUCCUCUACAAGGAUGGGGAUGUCGAUAACCCUGUGGUCCGUGAGAGGAUCUGGCAAAACAGCGAUUUCAACUUUGACAACGUCCUCUCAGCUAUGAUGGCCCUGUUCACGGUCUCCACGUUCGAGGGCUGGCCCGCGUUGCUGUACAAAGCCAUUGACUCGAACGGAGAGAACGUCGGCCCCAUCUACAACUACCGCGUGGAGAUCUCCAUCUUCUUCAUCAUCUACAUCAUCAUCGUAGCGUUCUUCAUGAUGAACAUCUUUGUGGGCUUCGUCAUCGUCACGUUUCAGGAGCAGGGGGAGAAAGAGUAUAAGAACUGUGAGCUGGACAAAAAUCAGCGUCAGUGUGUUGAAUACGCCUUGAAAGCACGUCCCUUGCGGAGAUACAUCCCCAAAAACCCCUACCAGUACAAGUUCUGGUACGUGGUGAACUCCUCGCCUUUCGAAUACAUGAUGUUUGUCCUCAUCAUGCUCAACACACUCUGCUUGGCCAUGCAGCACUACGAGCAGUCCAAGAUGUUUAAUGACGCCAUGGACAUCCUGAACAUGGUCUUCACUGGGGUGUUCACUGUCGAGAUGGUUUUGAAAGUCAUUGCGUUUAAACCUAAGGGGUACUUUAGUGAUGCCUGGAACACGUUUGACUCCCUCAUCGUAAUCGGCAGCAUUGUAGACGUGGCGCUCAGCGAAGCCGACAACUCUGAAGAGAGCAAUAGAAUCUCCAUCACCUUUUUCCGUCUUUUCCGAGUGAUGCGAUUGGUGAAGCUUCUCAGCAGGGGGGAAGGCAUCCGGACACUGCUGUGGACUUUUAUUAAGUCCUUCCAGGCGCUCCCGUAUGUCGCCCUUCUCAUCGCCAUGCUGUUCUUCAUCUACGCGGUUAUCGGCAUGCAGAUGUUUGGGAAAGUUGCCAUGAGAGAUAACAACCAGAUCAACAGGAACAACAAUUUCCAGACCUUUCCCCAGGCUGUGCUGCUGCUUUUCAGGUGUGCGACGGGGGAGGCCUGGCAGGAAAUCAUGCUGGCCUGCCUCCCGGGAAAGCUCUGUGACCCCGAGUCCGAUUACAACCCCGGGGAGGAGUACACCUGUGGGAGCAACUUCGCCAUUGUUUAUUUCAUCAGUUUUUACAUGCUCUGCGCAUUUCUGAUCAUCAACCUGUUUGUGGCUGUCAUCAUGGACAAUUUCGAUUAUCUGACCCGGGACUGGUCUAUUCUGGGGCCUCACCAUUUAGACGAAUUCAAAAGAAUAUGGUCCGAAUAUGACCCCGAGGCAAAGGGAAGAAUCAAGCACCUGGACGUGGUCACUCUGCUCCGCCGCAUCCAGCCCCCCCUGGGGUUUGGGAAAUUGUGUCCACACAGGGUAGCCUGCAAGAGACUAGUUGCCAUGAACAUGCCGCUCAACAGUGAUGGGACAGUCAUGUUUAAUGCAACUCUGUUUGCUUUGGUCCGAACGGCUCUUAAAAUCAAGACGGAAGGGAACCUGGAACAAGCUAAUGAAGAACUCCGAGCUGUGAUCAAGAAAAUCUGGAAGAAAACCAGCAUGAAACUACUUGACCAAGUUGUCCCUCCAGCUGGUGAUGAUGAGGUAACCGUGGGGAAGUUCUAUGCCACUUUCCUGAUACAGGACUACUUUAGGAAAUUCAAGAAACGGAAAGAACAAGGACUGGUGGGAAAAUACCCCGCGAAGAACAGCACAAUUGCCCUACAGGCGGGAUUAAGGACACUGCACGACAUUGGGCCAGAAAUCCGGCGUGCUAUAUCAUGUGAUUUGCAAGAUGAUGAGCCGGAGGAAACAAAAGGCGACGAAGAAGAAGAUGUGUUCAAAAGAAAUGGUGCCCUGCUUGGAAACCAUGUCAAUCAUGUUAAUAGUGAUAGGAGAGAUUCCCUUCAGCAGACCAAUACCACCCACCGUCCCCUGCAUGUCCAAAGGCCUUCAAUUCCACCUGCAAGUGAUACUGAGAAACCGCUGUUUCCUCCAGCAGGAAAUUCGGUGUGUCAUAACCAUCAUAACCAUAAUUCCAUAGGAAAGCAAGUUCCCAGCUCAACAAAUGCCAAUCUCAAUAAUGCCAAUAUGUCCAAAGCUGCCCCUGGAAAACGGCCCAGCAUUGGGAACCUUGAGCAUGUGUCUGAAAAUGGGCAUCAUUCCUUCCACAAGCAUGGCCGUGAGCCUCAAAGAAGGUCCAGUAUUAAAAGGUCUGACUCAGGAGACGAGCAGUUCCCAGCUAUUUGCCGGGAAGACCCCGAGAUACACGGCUACUUCAGGGAGCCCUGCUGCUUGGGGGAGCAGGAGUACUUCAGCAGUGAGGAGUGCUACGAGGAUGACAGCUCGCCCACCGGGAGCAGGCAAAGCUACAGCUGUGGCUACUACACCCGAUACCCAGGCAGCAGCUUGGACUUCGAGCGGCCUCGAGGCUACCAUCACCCCCAAAGCUUCUCGGAGGAUGAUGACUCGCCUGUCUGCUAUGAUUCCCGGAGGUCUCCAAGGAGACGCCUGCUCCCUCCCACCCCAACAUCCCCCCGGAGAUCCUCCUUCAACUUCGAGUGCCUGCGCCGGCACAGCAGCCAGGAGGAGGUCCCGCCAUCCCCCGCCUUCCCCCACCGCACGGCCCUGCCUCUGCACCUGAUGCAGCAACAGAUCAUGGCAGUCGCCGGCCUAGAUUCCAGCAAAGCCCAGAAGUACUCGCCGAGCCACUCCACCCGGUCGUGGGCCACCCCGCCAGCGACCCCGUCGUACAGGGACUGGACGCCGUGCUACACCCCACUGAUCCAGGUCGAGCGGUCGGAGGCCCCGGACCAGGUCAACGGCAGCCUACCGUCCCUGCACCGCAGCUCGUGGUACACGGAUGAGCCCGGCGUCUCCUAUCGGACGUUCACACCAGCCAGCCUGACCGUCCCCAGCAGCUUCCACAACAAAAACAGCGACAAGCAGAGGAGCGCAGACAGCUUGGUGGAGGCGGUUCUGAUAUCCGAAGGCUUAGGACGGUAUGCGAGGGACCCAAAAUUCGUGUCAGCGACAAAACACGAAAUCGCCGAUGCCUGUGACCUAACCAUCGACGAGAUGGAGAGUGCAGCCAGCAACCUGCUGAACGGGAAUGUGCAUCCCCGGGCCAAUGGGGACGUGGGGCCCGUCUCACACCGGCAGGACUACGAGCUCCAGGACUUCGGGCCUGGCUACAGCGACGAGGAGCCGGACCCCGGGAGGGAUGAGGAGGACCUGGCAGAUGAAAUGAUUUGCAUCACCACCCUGUAGCCCCCAGGGAGCGGCCGACUGGCUCUGGCCUCAGGUGGGGUGCUGGAGGGCCGGGGGAAAAGUGCCUCGUAGUUAGGAAAAUUUAGGCACUAGUGUGGAGUCCCUAUUCAAUUAGACUUUUGUACAAGUGAUGUCAUGCCUCAAGGAAGCCAUAAAUCUGGUAAGGGACAGCCGCGCCCACACGCUCAGCCCCAGCUGUGGGCAAGAGCAGGUCCAGCCCUCCUGGAGAGGACCAGCGAGGAGGUCGGACAAGCCCUGCCCGCUUGUCCAGAGCGCUGGCCCGCCACCCGCGGGCAUGGGGGGAAGGUUUAAAGGUGAUGACGAUCACCAUACCUAUGUCAUUACCUCAGCCAUCGGUCUAGCAUAUCAGACGUUCACUGGGCCCAGCGUAUCCAUUUUUAAACCCCUUUCCCCCCAAAACACACUGCUUCCUGAUUCCUGUUCGGCUCUUCUGAAAUACAGUGUGUAAGUCAGGACCUACCUACCAGCCGUCAUCCUGAGAGGGGAGCGGGACCCUGUAACGGGGUUUUCUGUGAUGUGACGCCAGUUUACAGGAGAGAGCAUCACUCCGACGGUCGGUUUCUGACUGUCAGGCAAAGGGCAACUGUAAACUGGAAUAAAUAAUGCACUCGCAACCAGGUAAACUUAGAUACGCUAGUUUGUUUAAAAAUUCUAGAUUUACUGUAUAUGACUUGUAAUAUACUAUAAUUUGUAUUUGUAAAGAGAUGGUCUAUAUUUUGUAAUUAUUGUACCGUAUUUGAAAUGCAGCAAUAUCCAUGGGUCCUAAUAAUUGUAGUUCCCCACUCAAAUCUAGAAACUAUUAGUAUUUUUACUCGGGCUAUAGAGAAGUAGAAGAAAUAGAGCUGAUUCUCAUCUAUCCAGUGGAAAUCUUUUGGGGGUGAAAUUUUAAGUUCAGAAGAACUUGGCACUACAGAGAUUUUUCUAAACUAUUUUGAGUCACUAUACAUCUGUCUUUACACAGGAGAUGCCAGAUGACUGUCUGCGGUCUUUUUUUGGGGCAGGGGUUCUGUGACUUGAUGUUGUACCUUCCCAUCCACCAUGGGUUGCAGCUGUCUUUUGUUUUGCUUUAGUAACUCUCCGAUGAGCACACUGCAGCCUAGGUCGAGCUGGUUACUCUGACCCGGUGGCAUUCAUAGUUGUGGUUUUCUCAGCUGCCCCCCCACAGGAUAUUUCCGGCGCAGAAAUAAUCGCACAGGUGAAUGAAGUCCUUCUGCUGUUGUCCCCUGGGGACUGGUAAGGCUGCUUGUCUUAGGAGAGAAAUAAGGAGUGCUGGGGACAGAGGGGGCAAAGGAUGAUCUAUAGGACUAGACGUCGGGCUCUGUACAAAUCGUAUUGUUGCCUUUUUACAAAACAUUGCUGUACUGUGUGUUCUCUUUGAGGGCUUUUAUAUGCAACUGAAUGAGGGCUGAAGUUUUCAUUAGAAUGCACUCACACUCCAAUUGUACUUCUCGAUGAAAACCCACUUUUGGAUCAUUAGACCCAUCAAGGCUUCCUUUUCUGUUCACAGAAUUAUGCCGACUUUGUCAAGUUACCUUGGCAGGGAUUCCCUGCAGUCAAAAAGACUGGUAGCGAUUUUUGGUUCAAAGUUUUUAAAUAUUACGUAACCUGUUAAUGUUUUUUUUUUUUUUGUAAAUAACACUUUGUUAUGAAGACCUUACACACCUCUUCUUAAGACAUUCUUACUCCAGAUCCAGGCAAAAACACUUCAAGGUUUGUAAAUGACUAUUUCCUGACGUAAAUUCUUUUUUAUUAAAAUGCAAA